AUGUUGAGCUUGGUUCUGGCUACUGCCUGCUGUGCCCGUUGCGUUUGGCCUAGCAGGCGGGCGCCCGCGCAGCCAUACAAAGACGUCGACGGAGAAGCUACCAGCGAGUCCGAGGCCAAAGCAGCCAGACUCAAUCCGCUGGCUUACAAUACUCUCGUGCUUGUUUCACCUCUUGGAGCGGCCCUGUCCUUAUUGAAAUUCAGAUUUGGAGCUGCUCAGCUUCAGCCACUGCAAUGGGAACUGGUGCAAUGGACUGGUCCGGUCUUAUGGUUAUUGCUGGCGUUCCAAUCCAUUCACAUAUACCAGCAAAAGAAUAUUCCACAAAGAUAUGAUUCGUCGACUUACACGGCCCUGUCCUCGGCGGGCCUGAUCAGUUUCUUGUGGUACGAGUGGGCGAGUUCAAGCUGUGAGCUUCCUUGGCCGCAGCUCACGGCCGCGGUGGCCGUGUUUCUUGGUAUUCUCUCAGUUCCUCAGCGCCCGGUUGUUUUUCGAGGAGUAGCUCCGGUGUUGAACGAGAGCGGUGUGUCAAUACUUGACUGGAUCUUCUUCUCGUGGAGCCUGCAUCGUGAGAGUUCAGCGCUGCCCACACCGUUGAAUCUAGAGGAUCUGCCAAGAGUACCUUUUAGCCAGUCCUCAUCCACUCUGAGAAAGCAAUUCGACUCGUGUGACCGGACCAAAGCGCUAUGGAGGCAGCUUGCCACAAUUUUCCGAAAGCCUUUAGCCUUACAGUGGUCACUGGUGCUAUUGGAGGCAGGAUCAGAAUUUGGUAGCCGCUUCGUUAUGCAUAGUCUGUUGCAACGCCUGGAGGCAGGCCCAAAUAUUGACGCCUGGACCUGGGUCUGGGUCGCACUGCUUCCAGCUAGUCUUCUUGGCGUCUCUGCUUGCGGUAAUUGGUCCGGCUGGAUCGGGCACACUCGCAUUCAACUGCCGAUGCUCGGCCUCCUUCAGUCGUUGGCAUUCGAGAAGUCAAUGCGCUUGCGGUCGGGAAGCGAUAGUAAAUCCGCGGAGGAAAAGCAUAGGACGAAUACUCCAAGCGUGAUGGAUGCAAUUCAAAGCCACAGCAAUGCUACUGCACAGGCCUUUUUUAAUGCGCAUAGCUUACCUAUCGCCGCUUUGAAGAUGCUCAUGUAUUCUACCUACCUUUCGCGUUUUAUGGGCUUCACAAAUGUGAUUAUCGGUGGUACACUGCCGAUAUUGGCCAUUUGGCUCUCACGCAAGCUCUCCAAAAAUCAGCGCCGAGCACAGGCAGAGCAUAUGGAGGCUACUGAGCAAACCUCCAAAAUUGUUUCUGAAGCGCUCCGUGGGCUUCGUCAGAUACGUCUGUCUUCAAUGGAGCGCCUCUGGCAAGACCGCAUCUUUGCCGCACGCAACCACAACCUAGCUGCCGCCUGGAGGGUCAGUGUGCAUGAAGAAAUGGUCAAUCUGGUCGCCACACUCGGGCCUGUUCUUUUCGCAUCUGUCACAAUAUCCAUAUAUGCCUUUAGAACAGGAAAUUUCAGCCCUUCAGUGGCCUUCACCUCUAUCAAUCUGUUUGGCAACCUGCAUGCAGUCAUCAAGCAGCUCCCAACUCGGUUCGCGUCAUUGCACCGCGCACGCCUGAGCUACUCAAAGCUUCAGCUAUACUUUGAACAACCAGAGCAGACUCAACAAGCAACUAUUGCAGAUACAGUGUCAUUGCAAAACGCAAACUUGUCCUGGGUUGAAGACGAGAAGGGAGCUAUCUUGAAGAAUGUGGACGUGAAAUUUCCAAAGAAUGGAAUCAGUCUGGUCACCGGCCAAGUCGGCUCUGGGAAAAGCUUGCUGUUAUCUUCAUUAUUGGGAGAAGCAAAGGUACAAUUCGGGAAGCUCGCCAAACCUGCAGUGGACACCUCCUCGGGCACGUCAAAAGCCAGGAGCAUUGUCGCGGGGUCUGUCGCCUUCAUCUCACAGCCCCCUUGGAUUGAAGACCGCACGAUCAAGGAGAAUAUCUGCUUUGGAUACGAUUUCGAUGCGGAGCGCUAUCGCAAAGUCCUAAAUGCAUGCGCACUCACUCAUGACCUUGAAUCGUUGAGCAAUGGCGACCUUACCGCUGCUGGCACAGGCGGAUCAUCGCUCAGCGGAGGCCAAAAGUGGCGAGUGGCUUUCGCAAGAGCUUUGUAUUCGCCAGCUGAGUUCAUUAUAUCAGAGGAUAUAUUGGCCGCUGUGGAUACCGCUGUUGCGAGACAUCUUUGCGAUACUGCACUCAGAGGAGAUCUUCUACAGGGGAGAACCAUGAUUAUGGCUACUCAUCACCCAGAAUAUUGCUCUGAGCUUUCGGCGUGUCUCAUCUCCUUGCAAGACGGAUCUGCUACAGUUGAAUACACUUCAAACGCGACGCAAAAAUUGACAGUUUCAGGUCAAACUAAGAACUCGGGGCCAACGGCUAAGACUGAAAAAUCUCACCCAUCUAAGGCCGCGACUUCCGCACAACCUUCAAGGCAGCAUUCCAAACCCCAAGAUUACUGGGCAAUUUUGCAAAUUUAUGCUAAAAAGACUGGAAGUCUGCGUGGAUACAUUUCUGCUAUUCCAAUUGUUUUGUGCUACCGCUUUCUCGCUACCAGCAAUUCGUGGUGGCUGGCGAAGUGGACAUCUCGGGACAACAGCGUUGGCCAGCAGCACUCAACCAAGUACGAUGUUGGUAUUUAUCUGUCGCUCUCUGUAGCAAGCGCAGUAUUCCUGAGCGUAAAAACUUUGAUCUUCACACGAAUGGGUCAUGACUCCUCCAGGAAGCUAUUCGAGAGCCUGACUCGACGAGUUCUCAAAGCACGAUUCUCUUGGAUCGAUUCCACCCCACCGGGGCAAGUUAUACAGACACUCGACUCUGACAUGUAUGCCAUCGAUCAUCGUAUGGCACCUCAGAUUAUUGGUAUUUUAAGCUCCACAAUGAAUGUUCUAUUCAUCUGUGCUAGCAGCCUUUCAUCAUCGCCAUACACAAUAGUAUCCAGCGUGAUCAUGCUAGCUUUCUAUGCUGUGGUCGCUCAAAAAGCUCUAGAAACGUCUCAAAGACUGCGCCCCGUUGUGAACAGUUGCAGCUUUCCAGUUUCGAACCACAUCUCUUCAGCGCAGUCGGGCCUUACAACCAUCCGGGCUUUUGGCAAGUCGGCGUAUUAUAUUGAAACAAUGCAAGAACACAUAGACAGAGCCAACACAGCUUUUACUCACAUGGCGCUUGGUCACUCUUGGCUGGGCAUUCGGCUUGGAGUCAUGGGGAGCAUUUUUGUAGCGGCCGUGACAGCAGCGACCGUACUCAGCAAGGGCACGGCAUCGAGUACGGGACUGGCAAUUACACUGGCUCUCCAACUUCGGCAAGCUCUUAACAUUACAAUUGGUCAAAUCAAUGUCACCAGAACCGGUCUCAACGCCAUCGAUCGUGUCCUCGCGCUAGCAUCCAUUCCGUCCGAAGAGGAGGAGGAAGAUGCAAUCGCCCCAAAGAAUUGGCCGAGCCGUGGACAAGUCGAGAUUCAGAAGCUACGAGUUCGAUACGACAAAACUCUGCCUUGGGCACUGAACAACAUUACAUUUUCUGUUCAGGCGGGGCAGCGUUUGGGGAUCGUUGGCCGCACCGGUGCGGGCAAGUCCAGCUUGAUAAAUGCUCUCCUGCGCUUUGUGGAUGCCACCAUUGGCAAAAUCUUGAUUGACGGCCAAGACAUCUCCAAAAUAUCCCGAAAACGUGUGCGCGAUGCCGUCACCGUUAUACCGCAGGAUGCUUUCCUCUUUUCUGGAACGUUGCGAUCAAAUGUGGACGUCUUCGACAGGCACAGCGAUGAUAAGAUUAUUGCGGCUCUCCGAAGCGUGCAUUUUGCAUCUUUCGGGCAGGAGCGAGAUGUCACUGCUGCUGACCUUGAUCGCAGUAUUUUUUCUGGGGGGUCGAACAUGUCCCAUGGGCAACGGCAGCUCGUCUGUCUUGCGCGAGUAAUUCUCGAAGACAAGUGCCGUAUCCUCAUUCUAGACGAAGCGACGAGCGGUAUUGACCACAUCACGGAGGCAGCCAUCCAAGGCGCGAUAAAAGACAAUUUUAGGAAUGUAACUAUUCUGGUGGUAGCACACAAACUGCUAACGGUCGCAGACUUUGACUCGAUACUUGUAUUGAGUCAGGGCGAGGUUGUGGAACAUGGAGCGCCACAGCAGUUGCUGGCAAGCAAAGGCAGAUUAUGGAACAUGGUGGAGCAGAGUGAAGAUUCUGGAAAGAUCAAGGAGAUAAUUUGGCGAGACAGCAAAUAA
This is a messenger RNA of Akanthomyces muscarius, 4239 nucleotides long. RefSeq lists its product as uncharacterized. The transcript is spliced from 4 exons. Bases 1 to 4239 code for a protein of 1412 amino acids. Gene Ontology annotation, cellular component: membrane. Gene Ontology annotation, molecular function: ATP binding; ATP hydrolysis activity; ABC-type transporter activity. The record is from RefSeq and is a predicted model, not a curated record. Gene Ontology annotation, biological process: transmembrane transport. NCBI's taxonomy places the organism in Eukaryota, Fungi, Ascomycota, Sordariomycetes, Hypocreales, Cordycipitaceae.